CGACUAAAAAAUAAAAAGUCGUCCAGAUAUUUCGAGAUUUAUUUCAUCCUGACACUCUUUAUUUCAUCAUGUUUGAAAAGUCACUAACAGACCUCAUUCGUGGUAUAAGAGCCAACAAGAAGAAUGAACAAAAAUACAUUGCCGUUUGUUUACAAGAAAUUCGAAACGAAGUCAAGUCGAAUGAUUUAGAUAUUAAGGCUACAGCGGUUGCCAAGCUGACCUAUUUGCAAAUGCUUGGUUACGACAUGUCAUGGGCCUCGUUUCACAUGGUGGAGGUUAUGUCAAGUGCCAAGUUUUUACAUAAGAGAACAGGUUAUCUAGCUGCUACUUUGUCUUUUCAACAAGACACAGAUGUCCUCAUGUUAACUACGAAUCUGAUCAAGAAGGAUUUAGCUUCGCCUGCUCCUAUUGAUAUCGGUAUUGCAUUAAAUGGUCUUUCUCAUAUUGUAACGCCCGACCUCGCUAGAGAUCUUUGCCCUGAUUUGGUUUCCAUGCUGAACCAUUCAAGACCCUAUAUCCGUAAGAAGGUUGUCCUGGUUCUUUAUAAGGUCUUUUUAAAGUAUCCCGAAGCACUCCGUUUGAGUUUCCCUCGAUUAAAAGAAAAGUUGGAAGACCCUGAUCCAUCUGUUGUGUCAGCUGUUAUCAGUGUUGUGUGUGAGCUAGCUCGAAAGAAUCCUAAAAACUAUUUAUCUCUUGCACCUCAGCUAUUCAAAUUACUCACUACCUCUUCCAAUAACUGGAUGCUAAUCAAAAUUAUAAAAUUGUUCGCAUCCUUAACUCCCCUUGAACCAAGACUGAUUAAGAAGUUAUUACCACCUUUGACUUCACUUAUUCAGACAACCCCUGCCAUGUCACUUUUAUAUGAGUGCAUUUAUACAGUGAUUACUGGUGGAUUUUUGGAAGCUGCUGGUGAAUCUGGCAAUGCUUUGGCGGCAACAUGUACUAACAAGCUGAGAAAGUUUCUUGAAGAUCCAGACCAAAACCUGAAAUAUGUGGGUUUACUUGCUAUGAGCAAGUUGCUUGUUACUCAUCCCAAAUUGGUAGCAGAACAUAAGGAUCUGAUUUUGGAAUGCAUUGACGAUGAGGAUAUUAGUAUCAGACUUCGGUCUUUGGACUUGGUUGUAGGCAUGGUUCACCGUAAAAAUAUUGUAGAGAUUGUGAAGAGAUUGAUUACCCAUAUUAUGCCUAAAUCAAACACUUCGACCGAGGUGUCGUUACAUGAUCCUUCCACAAUUUUCGAUCCUGUAUAUCGUACUGAUAUUAUCAAUCGUAUCAUUUUCAUCUGCUCUCAAAAUCAUUACCACCACAUAAAUGAUUUUGAAUGGUAUAUCACUGUAUUAGUCGGUAUAACUUAUGCUGCCGGUGUCAAUGUUGGCGAUGUUUUAACAAAUCAACUAAUGGAUGUCAGUGUUCGCGUAAAGAGUGUUCGUGAAUUCUCCGUAAAUCAAAUGUACAAUCUUUUGCAAGAUAAACAAUUUUUGGAUACUGCAAAGAAGAGAGACUCUAACAUUGAAGUCUUAUCUGCAGCUGCAUGGAUUUGCGGUGAAUAUUGCAACUAUUUACAAGAUAUUCCCUCCACAUUAGAGUGUCUUUUAACCAGUCAAGUUACAAAAUUACCGGUCAAAGUUCAAACAAUCUAUGUCCACAGUGUGAUCAAAAUCUACGCUUAUUGGACCAGUGAGCUGACAUCGGAAUGGAACCCCGAAUUAGGAAGAGAGUUUGUAAAGGUCACUAACGUCAUGUAUGAAAAAAUGGACAUGUUUACCCAAAGUAAGGAUCUGGAAGUACAAGAAAGAGCACACGAUGUCAAAUCAUUAUUUAAGAUCAUACUUGAUUCUGUCAAUAACCCUACGUUGGAUGCAAACGAAGUCCCUUUGGUUUUAGAAGGUCUCCCCGAUCUUUUCUUCAUUUAUGAACUAAAUCCUGUAGCUCCCAAGGCUCAAUCCAAAGUCCCUAUCCCCGAGGGUCUGGAUUUGGAUGCUUGGAUCAAUGAUCCGUUACCGGAUUUGGUGCAAGACUUGGAUUCCGAAGCCUCCGCAGGUGAGUCUUCUAUAUCCAAGUACGAAAAGGUUUCCAAGUCUGGCAGAAAGAAGAAGUCGAAAUCCAAAUCAUACAGCAGCGAAGAUGAUGAGGAUAAGGAGCAACGACGAUCCGAUAGAAGGGAGGCUCGUAAAAACGAUCCAUUUUACAUCAUGGCAGAUAAAAAGAAGCAAAUUUUGGAUUUCGAUGAUGAUGUUGAUUCGAUUCCUGUAGUGGAACUGGACAUCAAUGAAAUCAACUUGCAAGCUAGCAAAUUAAGAAAAGAUGCUAAAAAGUUAAAACGUACGAAGAAAGAGAUCAAGGUACCUGUCUAUGCUGAAGAGGAAAUGCCUGAAAAUGCUGCUGAGUCUGAAGAUGAAAAUGUCAAAACAAAAAAGAAAGGCAGUGUUUAUACCAAGAAGUCGACACGAGACAUCUUUGAAAGUAAUGAGGAGGCAGGCUUGAACAACGUAGAUUUAUCCAUUCCUUUGGGCAAGGAUGAAAAGUUCCAGCAAGUCAAGGCUUACUUAAGUCCAGAAGAAGUGCGUAUUAACGAAGAGGCUAGAUACAGAACCGAACGCAAGGAACAAAGAGCGCUCCAGAAAAAAAACAAGGAGCUUUUGGAAGCCAAAAAAAGUAAUUUGCUAAAGGGAAAAAAUGUACCCGAAACAUCUAUCCCAGAAAAGAAAAAGAAGAAAAAGAGCCACUCGAAGAAAUCCAAAAAGACAAAGGAUAUUCAUGUUACCGAAGAAGAAGAACUUGCUAAAUCGGACUUCACAACUAUUGCUGACGAUGUUCGCGAUGCACUUGCAGAAAAGAGUGAGGAAAACAAGAGCCGUAAGACGGUUGAAAUAUUUAGCGAUAACCAAGUAUCUCUGAUAUGCGAUUUAUCCUUAGAUGUUGUCAAUUCUCCUGUUAUUGUGAUCCAUUUCUUUGUACAAAAUAAGGACGAAGAAAUGAUGAUCCCAAGUUUACACAUGGAGUUUGCGCAAUCAUUUGAUUUAAAAUUGAUUGAAAAUGAUGACGAAAGAACGAAUAUGGCGUCUGCGACAGAAACUUUUGAAUUACAGGCGAAUGAGAAGGUAGAAUGCUUAGCACGUUUCGAAGCACUUGGUAAUAUUAGACAAGGCUUGUGUCUUCGUGGUGAUCUGUUUUAUGAUGUAGAGGGCUCGUCGUCAAUCAAUCAACACCCCAUUGAGAUCCCUAUUCCCGCAAGUCUCUUCUUAAACGAUAAAGAACCUAUGGAUCCGGCCGAAUUUUCUACGCUUCUUGCUGAACAUGGCGAUGAUUUCGAGUACCACGGUAAUGUGUCGUUAGAAGUGACAUUAUCUUCCGAUGCCUCCAUCGAAGAAGCUCUUAUCAAUGCUUUGGAAACUGUUACACGCACUAGUGGGUUGCUUGUUGUUGAGGUUGUUCCUGGUGCCGCUUCCCUUUAUGGUAAGAGUGUAAACGGUGUGCAGGUUGCCGGCUUGUUGAAAUACACCUUAUCUAUGGAUACAGAACCCAAGGUAGCAACUUUGUCUAUCGAUUUAAAGAGUACAGAUGAUGAUUUAUUGGGAGGAUUGAUCCAUGAACUUUCGACAAUUAAUUUGGCGAAUUAAACAAAAAAAAAAAACUACAGCUUAUUAAAUAUGGACAGUUGACACUAAUAAAACCUUACACAUUAUUUGAUACCAUUAAGACAAACAUGUGUAUUAAAACACA
Molecule: messenger RNA, 3723 nt
Organism: Mucor mucedo
Lineage: Eukaryota; Fungi; Mucoromycota; Mucoromycetes; Mucorales; Mucoraceae
Product: adaptin N terminal region-domain-containing protein
Exons: 10
Coding region: 69-3620 (1183 amino acids)
Biological process (GO): protein targeting to vacuole; Golgi to vacuole transport
Cellular component (GO): endosome membrane; membrane coat; AP-3 adaptor complex
Source: RefSeq, a predicted model, not a curated record